GGUUAAACAUGGAGAAGAGAUGUUUACUCAAAUCGCGUGGCACGCGCCGACCGAGGAGCCGAUGUCAAUUAGAACUGUCAACAGUCAAAUCCUCGCCAAUGGGAGCUUGCAUCAGGAUUUGAUGCACGGAAUGGCGGUCCCAAAUGUAUGUCUACAGGCCUUUUCGCUAUUUCCUCUCCCCAGUUCCCCGCUCGACCAAAGGCCUGUUCACAGGCUACCCUCACCCUUCCCCUCAACUGGGAAAAAUUGUACUUACGCGUAAAAGUGGACCCCAUGAUUUCUCUACAGUAGCGCCGUUAAUCAAGCGUAAUGCUCUAGUCACGCUGAAGCGAAUGAAAAUUACUUUGUAAUGAAUCCUAAUGGUUGACCUGACACAACAUCAAGAGCAGGCAUCUUGUUUAUUCAUACAGGAUACAGUGCGGAGCGUUACAAAAUCAUAUCCAGUCAGAUAAGGAAAUGUAGAAAUGAGUAAAUAAAACAUUUGAAUCAAAGUUGACAGGGAUGUCUCGAGCAGUUCUUGCUUUACGAACGAAAUCUUAAAGCUUGCUUCAGAAACCAUACCAUUUUUGUCUAAAUGAAAUGCUUAUAUACAAAUUUAUUGAUUCCUGUGAAUUAUGUUUCCAACGACAAACCUUACAAUUGUCUUCUCAAUAGAAUUUCUUGGUAUUCACGUAACGUCACCAUCCUCAAGAGAUUUUGGUUUAGUACGUUAUUAGAACAGUUCAAGAGUUUACUUUUCACAAAAUUUCAGUUUACUGGGGUUUUUCGUCUUGUGUUAAAGCAAGGUUGAAUUCAGCUUUUGCGUGACAUGAUAUCGAAAUGCUGUCACGUAGGUUAAAAAAAAGGGACUUAUCUGCUGAGAUAUCGUAAUCUGAACAGUCCUUGAAUGAGAAAAAGUACUCAUAAAGAUGUUUAUGAGCCUUAAGAAGACGAUUACGUGCUAUUUAUAGCAAAAAUCGAUGACAUAUGCUUUUGUUGGGGGUACAACCAUAGCGUCUCGUCUUAUUUUUUCCCUUUGAUUAUUCACUUUAUUUGUUGAAUGGUUUUAAAACCAGCAGUACAUUUACUAAGUUUUUUAGCACUUCCUUAAAAGCUUCUGAAUAAGGUAAUCAUGUUAAUGACAUUACCUUGAUUCGACCUUUUUAGUGUCAUUUAAGUUGCAUAGUAUGCAAAUGUCACACACCGUUUACACAGCUUGCUUUGACUCGUUUUUCUUACCAGUCCCUCUCCAAAUCAUCUUAAUGUCACGCAACUCCACAUUGUAGUGCCUCGAAAACUUCCUAAGGAAAAAUAACAUUUAUUCUUGUGAUAGUUCAGUAGCGGAAACAAAACUAUGAGUGAGGCAAAUAUUGAAGAAAACGACCAACAGCAAAAUCAAGUCUUAACAGACGCUGAAAGUCAUAUCAAACAAGCCUGCGAUAUGUUACAAAGAGAAGCUGCAAGACUUCGACACGAGCAGAGAGCUAUCGACGCCAUGUCGAAGAAAUUGGAACAUAUUCACUUUACCUCUACUAUACAACUAAAUGUUGGCGGCCAUCGCUUCACCACAAGUCUUCAAACGCUGACCAAAGAUCCAAAUUCCAUGCUGGCUGCCAUGUUUUCAGGGAAGUUUGAGAUGAAGCCAACUGAUGACGGCGCUUUCUUUAUCGACCGAGAUGGAACCCACUUCCGGUUUAUACUCAAUUAUCUUCGUAGUGGGGAGUUGAUUUUACCAGAAGGUGCGACAUUUCUGAAAGAACUCGAAGCUGAAGCAAAGUUCUACCAGAUCCAAGGGAUAUUGGACGAGUUAGUGCCUAAAUUUCCGAAAAAUUUCGAAGAAUCAGUGAUUCUGACUAAUGAAGAGCACCGAAAUGUGUUGAGUGGUUGGUUGCCUCCACUUGAAGGCAAAUGGCAGCUUCUGAUGCGAGCUUCUCAAGAUGGCUUUGCAGCUCAAACUUUCCACUCCAAAUGUGACAACAAAGGGCCAACUGUUACCAUUGUGAAGAGAGGAAACAACAUUUUUGGAGGAUUCACAGAAACAUCUUGGAACAGUCAGAAUAUCUACUUGUAUUGCUCACAGUCAUUCUUGUUCAGCAUGGUGAAUCCACAGGGGGUGGCUCCGAGUAAAAUGCCACUUGCUAACAAUCAGAGAAAAGCCAUUUUCUGUUAUUGCAGUCAUGGACCAACAUUUGGAGGAGGGUUUGACUUACACAUAUCAAAUGACGCAGACCUAAAUGAUUCAAGUUACAGUAAUCUCGGCUACUCGUACCAGCUUCCCACCGGACACCAGAGCACAUUCUUCACAGGAGCUAAAUAUUUUUGUGUGACAGACUACGAAGUGUUUGGAACGUACCAGUGACAACUGUCACAAACAUUUGCGAGAGGCCAACAGGUAGAAUUUCACUGACUCGAACGAUAUUC
This is a messenger RNA of Stylophora pistillata, 2400 nucleotides long. RefSeq lists its product as uncharacterized. Gene Ontology annotation, biological process: protein homooligomerization. The record is from RefSeq and is a predicted model, not a curated record. Lineage: Eukaryota; Metazoa; Cnidaria; Anthozoa; Scleractinia; Pocilloporidae. Gene Ontology annotation, molecular function: protein binding.